Messenger RNA from Morus notabilis, 5159 nucleotides. RefSeq lists its product as uncharacterized. The coding region runs from base 284 to 5029 and encodes 1581 amino acids. The transcript has 14 exons. The record is from RefSeq and is a predicted model, not a curated record. NCBI's taxonomy places the organism in Eukaryota, Viridiplantae, Streptophyta, Magnoliopsida, Rosales, Moraceae.
UUUACUCAUUUACUCCAUUUCCUUUUUUCUCGCUGUUAUGUUAGGACAAUCUAGACCUUUUAUUUUUAUUUAUAAAAUUUAGGAGUUUAGGAUAUUAAUUCUAAUACAUAUUAAUCGAAGAGGAGGAGAAGGCAAAGCUCUGGGUAUGGAUGAAUUGGAUUUGAUUGCAAAUAGUUUGUCUCAAUCUCAGUCUCAGAUCACAAACACACACACAACCACUCUGUGACAAAACAAACAAACAAACAAACAAACAGUUUUUUUUCUAAGAGGGUUUCUGAUCGCGAUGAUACCCAAGCGCAAGGAACGACUUCUCCACAACCUCUACGAAGCCACUCAGAUGCUUAUGGAACCGAAGAUCACACCAGUCCUGAGAGGGAGUUAUAGCAUGCAAGGUCCAUUCGACGACACUGAUCAUGAUGAUCAUCAUUCUCACAACAACACGGUGUCAUCUCGAUCUGAAAACAAAUUUAGUAAAUAUUACAUGAAUCAUAAAGUUCGUAUGAGAGGCGAAUCUGGGGCUUGUUGUAACGUGUGCGCUGCUCCCUGUUCAUCGUGUAUGCAUCUUAACCACGAUCUCAUGGCAUCAAAGACUGAUGAAUUUUCUGAUGAAACUUGUCGGGUAAAUGCAGCUAGUCAAUACUCUGUCAAUGGGGCCCGUGAUACUUCGUCUUCUUUUAAGAGCAAGCGACGCGAAAGUUUACAGAAUACAGCCAGUGAAACAAGUAACAUAAUGAGUGUUAGUUCCAAUCAUGAUUCUCUAUCUGAAAAUGCAGAUAGCAAAGCUUCCUUAAGAUCUUCUAAUGAUGCUUUAGAUAUGCAGCUGCUACCCUUGUCGUCUGGUGGAACUACGGGAGAGGUUGGACCUUCCCCUAAACCACUCUGUAAUUUGUAUCAAGGAGGUUCCCCUAAUAAGCACGAGGAUUCCAAAGUUUUAGAAGUCCAUGAUGAUGACAUUUCAUGUGUUAGUAGAGCCAAUGAUGCGAAUGUUGCAGUCGGCAAUAGUAGCAGGAAUAUAGACAGAACAAAUAUGUCAUGUAGUUCAGCUUCAGUUAGCAGUUUAGGUCCAGAAGAGUCCAGAAAAGGACAUGAAUCAAUAGCACGUGAUAUGCCUUCAAAGGAUGCAGAUGCUAGUAGUAGCUCACCUAAGGAAAAACUGUUUGAAAGCUCUCCUGAACAAAUUGGUGCCUCGUCAAAAGAAGUGGCAGCUGUUGAUGGUGCUUCUUGCCAGAAAUCUAUUGCGUGUACUUCUGAUGUGCCCAUGAAAUUUUCACCAAAGCUAGAAGCAGAGGUCAAUAAUGAUGGUCAGGGAUCAACUGGUGGCACUCCGAAAUGUUUUGGUCAAGCUGAGCAAGACGAGAAGUCAAGUAAGUUUGACGUACGAGAACCUCCUUCGCAAUCCAUGUCUGGGGAUGAAAGUGAUGAAUCAGACAUUGUGGAACAUGAUGUUAAAGUGUGUGAUAUUUGUGGGGAUGCUGGUCGUGAGGAUAUGCUUGCUACAUGUAGCAGGUGCAGUGACGGUGCAGAACAUACCUAUUGCAUGCGGAAGAUGCUAAGGAAGGUUCCUGGACGUAACUGGAUGUGCGAGGAAUGCAAGUUUGCUGAAGAAAUCAAUACCCAAAAGCAAGAAAAGGAGGGAAAAAGUACGAGUAAAGCCAGUUUAAGCACGCAAUUAUCCUCCAAGAGACUCGCAGAAAAUAUAGAAGCGGCUCCUGUUGCAAAAAGGCAGUCUCUUGAAACAAGUAUAGGAUCACCAAAGUCAUCCAGUCCUAUCAGAAUGGCUGCACUAUCGCGUGAGUCACCAUUCAAGAACUUAGAUAAGGAGAGGUCAAGGCCAGCACAGCCAAUAUCUGUAGGCAACCAAUCAACAAAUGAAAUGAUGGAAACUGCACGCUCCCCUGUAGCCGGUCCUCGGCUUCAUAACAAAGGAACACUGUUCAAGUCAAAUUCCUUUAGCGCCACAAAUUCUAAACCAAAAGUUAAACUUGUAGAUGAAGUUGUUCCUCAAAAGCAAAACGGAGGUAAAGAGUAUACAUCUCUUGACAGGAAGGAUAAGUCUGCGCGAAUAAUAGGAAAAUCCAUGUCUUUUAAAUCUGCAAACUCAGGUCGGUCGAGUUCCUCCGAUUCAAAAGUUAAAAUGCUUUCGCCUAGGUUGGCCCUCGCUAUUGAUACAAAAGGAUCAAAACAAGCGAAAGAACGGAUGGCAUUUGAGAGGAAAAGUUUGUCUAGGCUAGAUCGCCCCCCAAUUAAUUCAACAACUAGUUCUUCUGUUUCGACGCCUAAGGCUGACCAAACAUCUCGUGUUGAAUCCAGUUCGUUUGUAAGCAACAACCGAGAAUUAAAGGUUCAAUCUGAAGGAAAAUCUAGCACAUCAAAAUCAACUGUGAACCUAUCUCGUAAACCUGUCGAAAUUCCCAUUACUGCAGCUGGCGUUUCAUCGGCUAGUGGAAUGUGUAACACUGCUAUUGAGCAUAAGUCAAAUCCUGCUGUCUUUAAAGAUGAAGCCUUAUCUACUGAUUCUUUCACUACCGAGAAACCAUCUAAUAAUAUUGAUGGAACUAUGCAAGAUGGGACUCGAUGGCAAGAAAUAAUGCAUCAGACUGAGAAAAUGAAGGAGUGCUCUUCUCGCUCAAGGCCAACUGUUACAACUAGUUCUAGAAGUACAUUCUGUCAAAAAUGUAAAGAAAUCGGCCACUCUGCUGACUUUUGCACGAUCAGCAGUUCAGAGACAUCUGGUAUUGAUGCAUCUGCUGCUAGAGGUUCUAGGGAGGAGACACACAGAGGCAGUAAAUUGAAAGAUGCGAUUCAUGCAGCUUUGCUGAGAAAACCUGAAAUACAGAGGAAGAAAAGAGCACUUGAUCAGUCUGAUGAGUUUUCCACAUCAAGCAGAGACUUGAGUUCAGAAAUAACUUGCCUAGACCAAGCUUCAAAUAAGUCAAAAAUUAUUUCGCCUUCUGAAGUCACACAUGAAGAGCCGCAAUCCACCUUGGACUCCAUGCAUACAACCAUCAACAACACAAUGCAACAUACUGCAUUCACCACCAAUGCUAAGUUUUCUUCAAAAACGGGGGACUUAGAUGCAUUAGUUUCUUCCACUGUAAAACCUGUGGUGAAAGAUCUCAUAAAUCAUGCUUUGGCCACAUCACCUCAACUUUUGAAGAUGUCAGCCAUUCCGGAAUACGAAUACAUCUGGCGGGGUACUUUUGAAGUCCAUAGAAGUGGCAGCUUUUUCGAUUUAUGUGCAGGGAUUCAGGCGCAUCUAUCAACUUGUGCAUCACCAAGAGUUCCUGAAGUGGUGUGCAAAUUUCCACACAAACUUUCCCUGAUCGAAGUACCUCGCUUGAGUGCAUGGCCCACACAGUUUUGUGACGGUGGUGCCAAAGAAGAUAACAUCGCUCUUUACUUCUUUGCUAAAGAUCUUGAGAGUUAUGAGAGAAAUUAUAAGAGCUUGUUGGAUGGUAUGAUCAAGAAUGAUUUAGCUCUCAAAGGAAAUAUUGAGGGUGUUGAACUUCUUAUAUUCCCUUCCAAUCAGCUUCCAGAGAAUUCCCAGCGUUGGAAUAUGUUGUUCUUCUUAUGGGGUGUGUUCAGAGCGAGGAGGACACAUUGUUCUGAUUCAUUCAAGAAGUUGCAUAUUCCCAGUAACAUUAUGACGUCUGUGGACAAGAAUGCCUCUAAUACUGUCAUGACGUCGGAAAACCUGUGUUCAGCCAAGUGUUUGGACACAGAGUCUCAUGAUGAAAGAUCAUGUAAUGCAAUUGUAGCUCCGAGUGCAGAUGAUCAGAAAUUUGACGGAAUAAGUGGAGAUUGCAAUGACCAAAAACUUUCUGAAUCAUUGCGUCCUGGUUUAACAGCAAACUCAGCGUGGCAUGAUAGUAGUUGCAACUCCAAAUGCACAAGCGACAUGAGCUUAUCUGAAAAGAUGAGAUGCACUAGCCCCUCUUUGCAAGAAAAGAGUCCCCCAGUGCACGGGCUGCCUGCAGAGCUGAAUUCAUCUUCAGAAUCUGCUGGAGCAAACAGCGAUAUAGGUGAGAAGAGGCAAUUGCAUUACGAUACCUCUAUAGGUAGGAAAGAUCUUUCGUCCUUGAAGGUUCUUCCAUAUUCCAGUGAAGAUUUGGAUGUCAGAGGAAUAGUUUCUGAAGAGAAAAUUAUUGAUGCACGAGUCGGUGUCACUGAAAGUGUCACUGAAAGUUUCACUGAAAGUUUCAGAGAUAAUAGGGCUUCGGAUGAAAAUGACAAAAGCAGGGAUCAAUAUAAACAUGAGAGGGAUUUGAACCCCGGAGGGAUUGAGCGUUGUCAGUCUACCGAGAGGAAACGACCCCACAUAGCACUUUCGAAUGGAGACUCUCCAGCCUCAAAUGUGAUAGCUCGGAACAUUCCAUGGAAUGGACUUAAUAAUAUGGUAGUAGAUGGACAAAAUGUUGGAAAGAAGCAGAAGAUUGGUCAGGGUGACAUGUAUGGAGGUAGCAGCUACAAUUGUAGAACUUCUCUUGGUGGCAUUGAACCGAAACAAACGGAUGUGAGUCCGUGCUUGACGGUUGAGGAGAAGAUAUGUUUCAAAGCGUGCGAAGAGAAAGUUAUUCUAGAGGACUUAGGAACCACCGCCGAAAGGCGCUUCUUUCCUGUUGAUUCUCGUCAAGGUAACAUUAGCUCUACACCACCGUGGAAAACCUUGCCUGCUGGAGGAGUAGAUGACGACCGGCUUCUUGAUGGGUCUCCAAAUCUGGAACUUGCCUUAGGGGCAGAGACUAAGAAACAACAAAGUAAGGGAAUCCUGCCUUUCCUUGUUGGGUUAGCGGACAAGAAAAAUAACCAGGAGAAGCCUCUAGAUAAAGCAGUAGAUGAUAAACAGGAUGAUGAUGAUGAUUCCGCUUCCCUUUCACUCUCACUUUCGUUCCCGCCAUUCCCGGGAAACGAUGAACCCGUUAAACCUGCUUUGAAAUCGGAGCAGCUCCGGCCAGAAAGGCACCGUGUGAAUACGUCACUCCUCCUUUUUGGGAGCUUGUCAGACAAAUAUAGGGAGGACCAAACUUAAAAACUCGUGCUUUGCUUUAUUAUGUACAUUGCCAUGCUUCACAUGAUGACCUUUGUCUUGGGCGUUUAUAGGAGGUCCCAGUUUCCAUCUGUUCAUAUCCCAUACAAAAUUUACUAAUAAUUUUUCUUUA